Messenger RNA from Paramecium tetraurelia, 1368 nucleotides. RefSeq lists its product as uncharacterized. The record is from RefSeq and is a predicted model, not a curated record. Gene Ontology annotation, biological process: mitotic DNA damage checkpoint signaling; protein phosphorylation. Gene Ontology annotation, molecular function: ATP binding; protein serine/threonine kinase activity. Lineage: Eukaryota; Ciliophora; Oligohymenophorea; Peniculida; Parameciidae. Gene Ontology annotation, cellular component: cytoplasm; nucleus. The transcript has 5 exons.
AUGAAUUAAUCAUUAGUUUAAAACUAGUAGUCUUAGACCUCAAUUAAUUAUGGGAAUGUGAAGUAUUCAUUCAAAUGUUUGCGUCGUCAUCUUUUUAGGGAUAAAGUUUAUCAUGUUCAUGUACUUCACAAUAUGAUUACUAUCGGAGAGCUAUUUAAUGAUCCAAAUCCUAAGUAUAAAAUGGAGUUGAAUCUCAAAAACACAGUUUAUUGGAAAUAAGAGCGUAGACAAAACAAAGCCUUCGGAAUUAAAUAUAAAAAGAACGUAAAGUUUUUUGAUGCUUCUCCUGAGCAUUUAAUAAAAUUUCGUUAAGCCAUCAGUUGUUUAAUAGGGUUCCAUUCUAUUGAAGAUCAUUAUAAGAUAGAUAGAAUGAUUGGACGAGGUUCGUUUUCUUAAGUCCAUAAAGUUUAUAGGUUACAAGACAAUAAGGCAUUCGCUAUGAAAUAAGUGUCAAGCAAGUAGAAGACUGAUAAGGAAAACAUGGUAUAUAUCAAUUUAAUUCAGUAAUUAUUGGAAAACGAAAUUGGGAUUCUUCAUUCUUUGAACAAUGAGGCCAUCCUCAAAAUAUAUGAGGUUUUUAGAAUAGAAGAAAACCAAUAUGGCAUUAUAGUUGAAUAUGUUGAUGGGAUUUGUUUGGCCACACUCAUUGAACAACUCAAAAAGAAUCAAAAUAAACUAAAAGAAUACGAUAUCAAAAUUAUGUUGUAAGCAAUUCUUAAAGCUUUGGUGGUCAUUCAUUCGGAGUAAGUGAUUCACAGGGAUAUUAAACCAUAGAACAUUAUGAUUUCUCAACAAUCAUUUAGAAAUGUUAGAAUUAUUGAUUUUGGAUUAAGCAUUAAAAACUAAUUGUAAUAUAACAGAUGUGGAACUCCUGGUUAUAUGGCUCCUGAGAUAGUUAACAUGAAAAAAGAUGAACAAAAAGCUUGGACAUCUCUAUGUGAUAUUUUUAGUCUAGGCGUUGUGUUUUUCAAAUUAUUAUCCAAAGGUAUCAGUUGCUUUUAAGGUCAAACCUCAGAUCAAGUCGUAGUGAGCAAUAAAAAAUGUUAGAUCGACUGGACUAUUGUUCAAUAAUUUAAUUAUUCGAAAAAUUGCAUCUCUUUAUUAAAGGCAAUGUUAGCUAUAGAUCCAGGAGAGAGGAUUACUGCUGAUCAAGCACUUUAGCAUCCCUUCUUUGCUGAUUUGCCACCAAUUUUGGCAACAGACUUUGCAGGAAACUCAAUGACAUUUAAGUCGAAGAAUCUGAUAAAUCAAACCAUUGACAAGGCAAAUCUCGAUUCCAUUGAAAGCUUCAAUGAUCUCUCUGGCAUUUAGAAAUAAAGAAUUUACGUCAGAGAAUUGAAGCCAUCAAGGAUUAGCAGAAUAGUGUGA